Molecule: messenger RNA, 810 nt
Organism: Nipponia nippon (crested ibis)
Lineage: Eukaryota; Metazoa; Chordata; Aves; Pelecaniformes; Threskiornithidae
Source: RefSeq, a predicted model, not a curated record
AUGACGUCACCGGGCCACGACAUCACCAGGCAGCUCGAGCAACUCCUGCCACGUUGGGCAGCCCCGCCGAGCUGUGACGUCGCGCCCAGGCCUUGCCAUCGCCUUGACGUCACCCGAGACGUCAUCACCCCCCCAGGGGAGAAGCCGAGCUCCAUCCAGGCCAAGCCGUGCCCCGGAGCGAGCGGCCCGGUGGCCGCCGCUGCCCAGGCCGCCACGCUCCCCCAGAACGGCUCCAAAGGGCCGGGGCUUCCCUCCAAACCGAAGCCACCGGCCCGCAGCGCGGCUAAAGGAAACCAAAAACCCCCCGCUUUCCCCUGCCAACCCAGCAAACUGGUAGCCAUCGACUGCGAAAUGGUAGGCACGGGGCCCGGCGGCCGCACCAGCGACCUGGCCCGCUGCAGCAUCGUCAGCUACCGGGGCGACGUCAUGUACGACCGGUACAUCCGCCCCGCCGCCCCCAUCGUGGACUACCGCACCCGCUGGAGCGGCAUUCGCCGGCACCACAUGGUCAACGCCGUCCCCUUCGGCAAGGCCCAGCGAGAGAUCCUGCGCAUCCUCUCCGGAAAGAUCGUGGUCGGCCACGCCAUCUACAACGACUUCAAGGCGCUCAAGUAUUUCCACCCCAAAGCGCUCACCCGGGACACGUCCAAAAUCCCUUCGCUGAACCGGAAGGGCGCUUUCCUGCGCCCCCGACGGGGCGGGAAGGCCGGCCACUCCUCGGUGGAGGACGCCCGAGCCACCAUGGAGCUCUACAAAGUGGUGGAAGCAGAGUGGGAGCAACACCUGAUGCUGAACCCCGAGCAGGAGUGA